CACACACACACACAUAAACUGCCAACCCGGCGACGAGGUUGGGCCUGCGGUGCCUGCCUGCAACCCAGGAAACAUGGAGCUCGAGAAUAUCGUGGCCAACACUGUUCUGCUGAAGGCGAGAGAAGGAGGGGGUGGGAACAGAAAAGGCAAGAGCAAGAAAUGGAAACAGAUGCUUCAGUUCCCUCACAUAAGCCUGUGCGAGGAGUUACGUCAGACUAUAGAGAAAGACUACAACAGCCUUUGUGAGAGGCAGCCAAUCGGAUGCUUGCUAUUCCGGCAGUUCUGCGACACCAGGCCGGAGUUGAGGCGCUGUGUCAAAUUUUUGGAUGCUGUGGCGGAGUAUGAAGUAACGCCAGAUGAGAAGAGGAAGGAGUGUGGACAGGAGCUCUUAGACAAGUACCUCAAUCAGAAGUCAGAGGACUAUGUCCCUGAGGUAACAGAGGAGAUGGUGACUAAGUGUGCAGAAAGCUUGCAACAGGAGGCAUGUAAAGAGCUCUUCAUGGAGUGCACCAAACUGAUCCAUGACUUCCUGAGCAUGGCCCCCUUCGCAGACUACCUCGAUAGUAUGUACUACAGUCGCUUCUUACAGUGGAAAUGGCUUGAGAGAGAGCCAGUCACAAAAAACACAUUCCGUCAGUAUAGGGUUUUGGGAAAGGGAGGCUUUGGCGAGGUCUGUGCAUGCCAGGUGCGGGCCACAGGGAAGAUGUACGCCUGCAAAAAGCUGGAGAAGAAACGCAUUAAAAAGAGGAAAGGAGAGUCCAUGGCGCUGAAUGAGAAGCAGAUUCUGGAGAAAGUCAACAGUCGGUUUGUUGUGAGUCUUGCGUAUGCAUACGAGACGAAAGACGCCCUGUGUUUGGUGCUCACGCUGAUGAAUGGAGGGGACCUGAAGUUCCAUAUCUACCACAUGGGAGAGGCAGGUUUUGACGAGAAGAGAGCUGUGUUUUAUGCUGCUGAGAUCUGCUGCGGGUUAGAAGACCUCCAUCGUGAGAGGAUAGUAUACAGGGAUUUGAAGCCAGAAAAUAUACUGCUGGACGAUCAUGGUCAUAUACGUAUAUCAGACCUUGGCCUGGCUGUGCAUGUACCAGAAGGUCAGACAAUCAAAGGACGGGUGGGAACUGUGGGGUACAUGGCCCCAGAGGUGGUGAAGAAUGAGCGUUACACAUUCAGUCCAGACUGGUGGGCUCUCGGCUGUCUUCUCUAUGAGAUGAUCCAGGGCCAAUCACCCUUUCAGCAGCGCAAGAAAAAAAUCAAGCGAGAGGAAGUGGAGCGGCUAGUGAAAGAGGUGGAGGAAGAAUAUUCCAGCAAGGUCUCAGAGGAUGCCAAAUCACUCUGUAAAAUGCUGCUAGCCAAAGACCCUAAUGAGAGGCUUGGCUGUCAGGGGGAUGGAGCCACAGAGGUGAAAGCCCACCCUAUUUUUCGUUCCAUCAACUUCAAGCGACUUGCAGCAGGCAUGCUCGAAGCACCCUUUAUUCCAGAUCCUCAGGCCAUCUACUGUAAGGAUGUGUUGGACAUCGAACAGUUCUCCACAGUGAAAGGGGUGGAGCUGGAGCCCAAAGACGACUCCUUCUACAGCAAAGUAUCCACUGGAAGCAUUCCCAUCCCCUGGCAAAAUGAGAUGAUAGAUACGGAGUGCUUUAAAGAACUUAACAUCUUGAAUUUGGAUGGCACUGUGCCCCCUGACCUGGACUGGAGAGGUCAACCCUCACCCCCACCCAAACAGGGCUUACUGCAAAGACUCUUCGGCCGGCAGGACUGCUGUGGUAAUUGCAGCGACAGUGAGGAGGAGCCCACACGGCUGUGAAGGCGUGGCCUGGUUGUGGCUCCUCCCCUACACCACUGAGGAUCUCAUUUGUUUACAGUUUUUGCACAUUUGUAUUUUUAAGAUAGCUCUAUAUAAACAUUGGAAUGUAUAUUUUCACUAUAUAGCCAUGCAGUGUAUCUUAUAUUUAAAGUCAUCGAAAAGAAAAGGACAGAAAAAAGGGUCCCAAUUAUCAUCCUUUAUCAUGGGUGACGUAUGGAAAGGACAGAUCGUUCAACACUGCUCAAGUCUCAAACUCGGUUGACCCAACCGAUCCUGUACAUUUCGUCAGUAUGUCUUGCAGCCUCUUUGCGCUUUUUUUCUUUUUUUGUUCUUAUACGAUUUCACACACAUGUACAGUAUGCACUCUGAAUAUUUGUUUUAGACGCGGGGAGCAAAGGAAAUUUGCUUUUGCAGAUAUUUUUAUAUUUAUAUUUUGAAUUUUAUUUUCUUAUGGUAAUCUCGACAAUCAAAUGACACCAUUUGUAUAAAACAGUGAUAAAUGUGCAUUAAUAGAAUUUUAAAAAAAGCAAAAACAGGAAGUGACUAUAAAACAGAGGGAAAUUUUAACAUCAUAAAUUCUCUACCAGAAGUCUCAAAUAUGUAAGGUUACUUAGCUAGAGAUACCUAGAAAACCAAAUAGACGUGACUAAAGUGCAUAUAUGUACAAUAACAACAACAGUUGUACCAUGUUGUAAAUAUGCGACACUCAUCUGUAAAGUCUUCAGCACGUCUUCCUGCUAAUUCUUCUUUGGAUAAUUAGGAAAAACAUCCUGAUUAUAGUCCUGUGUGGCCCAUAUGUUACAAAAUGAGUCGAAUCAUGAGGCAUUAUUUUCCAUUUACGGUAAAUUUCACAACAUGACUGGUAACGACAUGACAGUAAUUUGUCAUUCCAGCUCUGAAGACCGAAAGACUUUAAUUAAGGCCUGUUUCACACUGCACACGUAAGCAGAGCGUAAGCAGCGCAUAUAUUUUCUUGGCACUCAUGUUACCAGAUUUGAACAUUCACACUGGACGCCGAGGCAAUGCGUAGCAGAGCAGAAGCAGCAGUGCCGCAAAUAUUUGCUUCACUGCUCACGCAGUAUUUUUGGCCAAAAUAUGCAUGUUGACAUGAAAAAUUAACAAAUUUACCAUAAAAUUAUAAAAGUGAUGUCUACUGUGUUUCACACAGUUAUCAAAUGACUUUCAGCACUGCGAGGGGAAAAAAUUAAAUCCCUGAAAAUGCAAGGAGUUUGUUUGCCCAAACCUCAAAGCAUGGUUAAAUAAUUACAGUUUUUCUCAAUCGAUUUGACACUUUGUGACACACACUCACUGUUCUCAAAACAAUUAACACCGUGAUCUGAAAACUUUAUAAUUGUCCUAAACAGAUUGUACGAUUUCAUUCAUUUCAUACAAAUUACAAAUCAUGCAAAUAAUUUUCUAAAA
Messenger RNA from Sinocyclocheilus anshuiensis, 3223 nucleotides. RefSeq names its product G protein-coupled receptor kinase 6 (gene grk6). Bases 74 to 1801 code for a protein of 575 amino acids. Gene Ontology annotation, cellular component: cytoplasm. Gene Ontology annotation, biological process: signal transduction; protein phosphorylation; regulation of signal transduction. The record is from RefSeq and is a predicted model, not a curated record. Gene Ontology annotation, molecular function: ATP binding; G protein-coupled receptor kinase activity. Lineage: Eukaryota; Metazoa; Chordata; Actinopteri; Cypriniformes; Cyprinidae. The transcript has 16 exons.